Molecule: messenger RNA, 5932 nt
Organism: Paramormyrops kingsleyae
Lineage: Eukaryota; Metazoa; Chordata; Actinopteri; Osteoglossiformes; Mormyridae
Gene: amer1
Product: APC membrane recruitment protein 1
Biological process (GO): regulation of canonical Wnt signaling pathway
Cellular component (GO): plasma membrane
Molecular function (GO): beta-catenin binding; phosphatidylinositol-4,5-bisphosphate binding
Source: RefSeq, a predicted model, not a curated record
UUUGUUUGUACUAGAAAUACCAGUAUGUAGCUGGCUAGACAUUGAAUUACUCCAACAGGAGGCUCUUCAAGUACGAUCAAUGUGCGUCGAAUACAGUAAACAGGAUUUAUAUUAUCCUAUGUGUGUUUUUUUUUUUUUACAGGUCAUGCUGAUUGUAGCCACGGAAUUUGAACAAUAAGCCUAAUUGUUGACCCUUGUGAAUUUUAGAAAAGCACGGCACUGCACCAUGUCGAAGAAGAACCUGACAAGUGUUUUCAGCAAUGUUCAUAGCUGAGCGCAUCCUUCAAUAGACACGGUUGCCAUGGAGCCCAGUCGAGGAAAUGAGUUGACAAGGGAAACAAAGCCUUUGUCUGAUGUCUGUGAGCAGACAGCCAGGGGGAGCGAGGGCCUGCAGCCUGAGGCAGAGACACCAUCUGAGCGUGCAGGUGCGGCCCCGUCUGAGUUACAGCCUUCUGGAAAGCUGAAGAAAACUGCUUUUAAACUCUUUGGUGGCCGGAGGAGCAUCUGUGCCUUGCCCAGCUUCUUCGGAGGGAGAAACAAGAGUCAUAGCAAGGGAUCCUCCAAGAAGGGCAUCAUUAAGAGCAAAACCCAUGAUUGCAUUAGCAAGGUUAGCUGGGAAGAUGCCAAAAGAGAGGGAGAUGUCCCAGCAGGAGACUUUGAGUACCACAAUCAAAAUGGCUCUACUGAAAAGACCCUGCCCAGUUCUCAUAGUGCAAAUGUUAUGAGUGGCAAUGAUGGGGUGGAAAUUACUAAAGGGGAAUCUUAUUUGGAGAAUGGUGACCGUAAACCUAGUUUGGAGAAAUCUUUGUCUUUCCCACGUCCAAAGAAGGGAUUUAAAGGGCUAUUCAGCAGCAUCAGACGUCAUAAAAAGAAUAAACAUGUUAAAAUGGAAAAGACUGAUUUAGACAUCCCUAAAGAUGUGGUGCAUGUUAAGCACAGCAUUGAUCGACAUGAUAUAGAACCUCUGGGUAAUUUGGAAGAAUUGAAUGUGCCUGCUUCAGUAAAUGUUAAAGAGGAGUUAUUUAUUGCUCAUGAAUGUGAAAAAGAGGGAAUGAUAACUGAAAAAGAUGUCUCCAAGUCUGACCGAGAGAGUCUGAAGUCAUUGAAAACUCAGAUAUUUAGAGAUGGAGACAAUGGUGGGAUAGAACAUGCAGAAGUCAUGAAUACGACUGUAGAGCACCACUGUGCCAACUCCAUUACGCACCUUUCGGACAUCAACUCAAACUGCACAGAGAAUAUCCAACCUUCUGUUCACUCAUCUGAGCAGAUCAGCCUGAUAUUUGGUGAUGUGUCCUCGCUGAAAAGCUUCGACUCCCUCACUGGAUGUGGAGACAUUAUUGCUGACCAAGAUGACGACAGCGUUGCUGAAAGCAGUGUUUCUGGAGAAAGGGCUCGUAAUGCUGGGAAAAGGAGUUCAUGCUAUGUUACAUAUCAGGGUGGAGGGGAAGAAAUGGCUACACCUGAUGAAGUUGACAGAAAGUAUCUUCAGGGCUUGUGGGAAAGUGAAGCUGCAGCAGAUACUGAUUAUGCUCCCAGGCAACAGAGUGAUUUUAUGGAACCUGAUAAAAAUCCUGAAAUAACCUCUGAAGCAUCAGACAUUCUUUCUCCCCAUAUAGAUGAUGACAGUGGUACCACCUUUUCUCAUGUCUCAGAUACUGCCAUCACGCCUGGAGAUGUUUUAACUCCUCAAAGUGAGCAUCAGGAAUCAGUCCCCAACAGUGAUGAAGGUUAUUAUGAUUCUACCACACCAGGAGCUGAUGAUGAUGGGGUUGAUGAAGUUGGCAGAAUUGGAGGUGACAGGCUACCAAGAGAUAGUUAUAGUGGCGAUGCUCUUUAUGAACUCUUUGAGCCAGAUGACAGCCUUAUGAGCCCCACUCUAAAGGAGGGUUCUUCCUUUGAGAUACAGAAAUCAACCCCAGAUCGUUUGGAAUUUUUAGACAUAACAUUGAACUGCAUUGACACAAAUUUGCAUACGAGCUUUGCACCUAACAUUGGUCUUGCUGGAUCAGAAAAUACCAGAUUGGCUAAAAUUCAGCAUGAGCUCCUGAACUCUAAACUGCAAAGUAUACAGAAACCACUUCCAGAACACACUGUGUUGGGAAGGGGCAGGUUUUUCCCCAGUGACAAACCCACUGAAUGUAUGUUGGAUCGACAGCAUUAUUCUUGCCUUAAGGAAGAGCAAAGUACUUUGCAUAUAUCAAAUUCAAUGGAGAAAAGUCUGCGUCAGGGAUCACAAAGCCUAAAAAACACUACCAAGAUUGAGGUAUAUGACAAGUCACUAUCUCUUUUGGAAACGGAUACAAUUUGCACCCAUGGUUUACAUACACCAAAUCAGAUACAGGCUUCUGAAUUGUAUAUCGAUAAAGGCACCCGAAGACCUUCGCCGACAGAGAAAAAUGAAAGUAUUCCCUCCACCAAAAUGAACGCUGAAGCUGAGCAUGACCAGACGAUUUGUUUUUCCCAAGCACUGGUGGAUUUCACAAAACACACCCAGCUUUUCAAUGAUCUUUCUGGAAAUCUGACUAGUUCCGAAUCCACUUCUCCUUUUGCCCAGAACAUGCAGGUGCUUCCGUCCAUGGUCACAUUUGACAUCGUAGAUAUGGAGAAUGAGGGGGAAUAUGAUGAUCAGGUAGAGAUGGCAGCUGAUGAGGACGUUGCUUCACCAUUUGAAGAUUAUAAUGAGUCAUACCUGCAGAAGGAUUUUGUUGAAUGUGAAGCGCGACAGUUUGACUUCAAUGAACAAAGUUUGUUUCUCAAUAAUAGAUGGGGAGUCGCUAGUCUCCCUCGGCAUCUUAGCCUUACAAAAGUCAAUCAGUCUGUUUCAGCCCCACUUACCUUAAACAGGAGAAGCAGGUCCCUAGACACCGAUAGUUUGGAGUUUGAGAUGAGUGACAUGUACCUUGUACAAUCAAGGGUCAGCCUGUCAUUGAAUCCCUUUUCUCGAAAUGAGAUGAAUUUUAAGAAGGCGUUUUCCCUGCAUGAUAAAAGGGAUGGGAACUCUGCCAGCUGUGAGCUGAAGAACAAUGAUGACAAUGUAACAACGUCAUGGCAACCAGAGACUGCGGGGACCUUUAUGGGCCCCUUAACAGAUGGAGAGGGAGCUGAACAGGUGCAGACCGCUACUCUCGCUCAACAAGAAAAACCUAAGCUAACAUGUGGUCCUAAUGAUAGGUUAGAGGUUCAGCCAGCAGGUCAUUCUCAAAACCGGAAAACCCAAACACCGGUUUCAAACCCCCUGCUACUUGAUAAAGGGCUCUGCAGCCCUGUGUUAUACAGUGCAGAGAAGUCAACGUGGCCGUUUUAUAAGCCCUUGCAAUCAGAGGAUAACACUUCAGUCUCUGCCAACGUUAGAGUUUGCUGCAGAGAAUUUCUGUCUGAGUGUUGAUUAUAUUUCGAUUAACAGGAGUAAGUCUCAUUUCUUGAGGGGCAAUAAUUCACAAUUCAAACCAUCCACAAGUAACCAAGAGAUGUUACUUAUAAAUGCAGACAAGCUCUUGAUGUGGGAUUGUCUGCUGGGUUUAGCGCCCGUAAAUCAGAUUUAAUAACAUGAAAUGCUAUAAAGCUUCUGACAUUCUGAGGAUUUAAAAUUUUUUGUUGUUUUUUGUAUCCAUUGCCGCCAAAGACACUUAAUUUUUCACAAAUUAACUUUGUUUUAAAUGCAUUAAUUUAUGACUUGACCCUUUUGUAACUCAGUUUUUUAGUAGGAAUGCUACCAACACAACAUGUAAAUUUUAAAUGUACCGUAUGGUUUAAUAUACAAACUUAGACGUUGAGAUUAUUUUGUGCUUGAGAAGAUGAACAUCAGUCUGGAAGCUAUAGAUUUUAUAGUCCAACCUCACAAGGCAGCCUUUCACUGUUGUUAAUAUUGUUUUGUAUAUAAUAGAUAUUGAUACCAUGGUCAAAUUUUAUAUUUAACCCCAGAUUUGGAAUGUUUCUCAAUAUAAAAAUACAAAAUGUUCAAAGCAAAUUCUGGCUUCUGUAGUCCUGGCUCUUAUAAAAGAGUGUCUGUCUUCUCUGUCAAAACAGACAGAUAGUAAGGCUUCAGUUUGAAAUGCUCCUUUUUGGAAGAAUUACUUCCUUGAGUUCAGCUGUCAGAGCUUCCAAAAGUACCUUAUUUAUUUGGUGUGUAUAUAUACUUCCUUUGGAAAUGUUGUUCAGACAGAUUUGCUGGAAAGCUAGGAAAACUUUUGUGCUGCUUAGCUAGGACAGUUCCUAUAAAAUGUAUCUUUUGUUCAAUGAGGCCGUAGAUCACCUAGCCAGUAAUGCUUUUUACUGUGAAAAUAUUUUUGAAAAAAUAUUUGUCUUGCAGUAGUGGUGUUGCUUGCAAAACCACACUGUGCUGCCAUUGGCAUAUUUCAAGAAUAUGGAGGAUUUGUCAGCAAAUACUAGAUACUUUCCCUCUCUUUAUUUUCCUGUACUGUAUUAAGCAAGUCCUGUUGAAUGUUCCAAAUCUAGGCAUUUAGAAAAGAAUCACUUAAUUUUUUUUUGCAAGCCCACCAUGAUUUUGUUUUGCAUGUUCUUAUCACCUGCAAAAACAUUAUUAUUGAAAAUUACUGAAAAAUAUUGUUUUAGUUAGGUUAGUAGUACCCCAAAACAUGAUGUAACUGCAAAUUGAACAUUUGUGUUUUUUUUUAUUGUUCAUCUCUAAGGGUUAUAUUAUGCUGUUAUACCAUAUUGUUGUUACUGCAUCCUAGUAAAUUCCCACACAAGAAGCCCAAAGCAUGCAUGUGGUUGUUUUUUACAAACGGUUAUUGCUUCAUCCGCGUUGACAUUGUGUUUAUUAAAAGACAAUGAACGUGUAACAACAUGCUAGUUACUGACUGGGAAUAUUCAUCUAAUUUCAGUACCACUCUAAGGUCUGGGUAUCUGAAAAGGGCAUUAAAUCACAAAUCACAUUUCUCUAUGCUUGCUUUACACCCCACCCACUGUCCAGUUUCUGCUUUUAAAAAUAAUUAACGCUGAAAGGUUAUAGGAUCUUUUAGAAUGUGAAGUGUAAACUGGAAUGAAACCUAAACGCUUGUCUCUUCAGUGAGUACUGGGCUAUGAUUUACAGUCUGUCUUAACUCUGCUGCAUUUUGUUUUUCUGUAAAUAUUCAAAUACAGUCACAUGACAUGCAUAGUGCCUUUUGAUUGCUACUUACAAAUGCAGUUAUGUUUUUCCGAAAAAUUGGGUCCGUUUCACUUUCCUAAUUGUCGAUUUUAAUGUUUGACAGUUCAAUGUAAACAAUACCUGCAUUUGUCAUGUUCUACAGUAACUACUCCAUUGGAUUCAUAUGCUGCUGAUAUUAUCAGUGACCAGUGCUCUUAUAUCUUGGUGGUUACCAAAGAUGCUUCUUUUUGCAGUGUUUACAGACCAUAGUUUAUUCAUGCACCGACUGAACUACCUUAUACUGGAUCACUAUACAUAGUGGGCAGUUUUUUUGCAUGGUUUCCAAAUAUACUUUUGGGAAAUAUUAUUAUAAUCAUUUUAAAUUUGAGUAGCAUAGUGCCAAAUGAUACACUUGAAGGCUUGUACAAUUUGAAAAUGAUUUAAUUCAACAGUCUUGCUUAUUAGAUUUUCCCUCCAUAUUAUUACAUUGCUUUUAUCGAAUGCAAUGACUUCUUUUAUAGGUUUUUAUAGUAAUAUAAUUCAUACUGUAUCAGAAACACAUUACUCUGUCUAAAUUUAACAGGUUUUAAGUGCCAUUUGACAGCACAUCCAAUAAAAUGAUAGAUGUGUUUUAGCAUAUAGAUUACAUCAUUUUUUUAUUUUGUUUUUUUAUUGAACACCUGUCUUGUCUGUACUGAAAGGACAUUUUGUGCUAGGUAUUUUUGAUUUUUAUCCAAAAAUUGGUUUGUCCUCAUUGUGUUGUUGCCUGUCUCUUUGUCUGAGAAUGAUGUGGAGAUGGACAUUGUGGUAAAGCUGUCAAAAUAAAUGUUAACUGCACUCUAA